Messenger RNA from Pogonomyrmex barbatus (red harvester ant), 4449 nucleotides. RefSeq lists its product as uncharacterized. NCBI's taxonomy places the organism in Eukaryota, Metazoa, Arthropoda, Insecta, Hymenoptera, Formicidae. Gene Ontology annotation, cellular component: cytoplasm. The record is from RefSeq and is a predicted model, not a curated record.
AGCAGUCAACGCGGCGCAGCAGCUGCACCCUCUCAUCCACAUCAUUUGUCCACCACCACACGGCCAGACGGCACCCCGCCUCGCGGCACACCACCAUGGAUCUCGAGAUGGGGACCAAGUCUCGCCAGAGAAAGUCGCCUCUUCCGCGCGGCUACCCACCCCCGUCUUCGAUGAUGCUUUUCGACGAUGACCCGGGCAUCAUGUCCGAAGUGGAGACCUCCAGCACGGGAUUUCGACGAGGGGGCAAGCAAAGAAGCAGCUUGCCCGUCGUACGAACGCCCAGCAAGACUUUGGAGCGACCACUAGGACUGGUGUUCCUGCAGUACAGGAACGAAACGAAGAGAGCAUUGCUACCGAACGAGAUUACCAGCAUAGAUACUGUCAAGGCUCUCUUCGUCAGAAGUUUUCCGAAACAGCUUACUAUGGAAUACUUGGAUAGUCCUCACGUGAAAGUUUACAUACAUGAUAGCAACAAGGACAUGUUCUAUGAACUCGAAGAUCUAAGAUCGCACCUGAGAGAUAUCAGGGAUCGCAGUGUCCUGAGACUUUUCGAGAGUGCCGAUGGAGUGACGGGGAUGCCGGGGCCCUUGGGGGUACCGGGAGGUGGCGGCGGUCUGCCUCCCCAUUGGGAAGAUCAGAGCUACUUCAGCGAACCGGAAUUCGACAGUGAAUAUCAGCAUCAGCACAUUCACAAGAGCAAGACGGCCAAGAACUCGACGUCAGGCAGCGGAUACUACGUGGGUGGAAGUAGCACCCUACCGCGGGGUGGGCCCCUUCUAAGGGCAUACAGCCCGGCGGCGUCCAGCGUCGUGGGGAGCGCGACCCCGACGCAGCCCAAGACUCUCACCACACCAGAUGGUUGGAUAGGUGUUGGCGGGGUGCCGCCGGCCAAGCCGCUUCGCAGCUACCAGUGUGGUAAGAGUCCCCUUGGAAGCCUCGGGGGCUCGGCGCGCUUCUCUAGAGACAGCUCGGUCUCCCUCUAUAGUAUACCAGAUCGGCUACAUGGCGAGAGCGGAUAUAUGAGCAGCCCCGAACGCGGCGGCGGCGUCAGUUCCGGAAGCGGAAGAUAUCCACCCGGACCUUACAGCGCCGGUAGCAGCUACGAGGAUCCGUAUUAUUCACAAUACUCAGGAACUGUUACGCCUGUUAUCGACGAAGAAGCCAGUGGGUGGUGCAGCGAUACGGAGCUGUUGGAGGAAUCGUACAGCCUUUACGGCGUGAAACCACCGGGGCGUCCGCCGUCUGGUCCCCCGCGGUCCCCGUUUCCUCCGGGGGCGCCGCCCUCCCUACCACCCGGCGGACAGGGCUACGACGCUACUCGGAUAAGGGUGGAGCACAUGGAAAGACAACUAGCCAAUCUGACCGGGCUCGUGCAGAAAGCUCUGACACACGCACCGCACACCAGUCCGUCGCCACGAGAGUACUUGCAGGUCCCACCGGGACGUGAUCCUUACGCGAGAGCAGCAGGCGCCGGGGACGAGUUCGACAAACACUCUAGCUCCAGCUCUGCCUCACUGCCAGUGUCUCAACCUGCCGUUACAGAUGACUCGUACUUAAGGACUGACGUUAAACCGCCAAAAUUAGGCAAAGACAAGUCGGUGUCGUUUGAAAAGUCAGUGUCCUUCAGUGACGAGCCACCAGACAUGAACUCUCCCAAACAACAUUCCCCGCAACAUGCAGCGGACACAAAACCCACGAAACCGGCAAUCAAAUCCUCCACGUUGCCGAGGAUGUCGUCGCAAGAGAGAGACAGGCACAAGCCAACACCACCGCCGAAACCAGCCGCGUUGGUGGCCGGUCAAUACGUGUACAGGGAUCUGGCGCUUACACCGGAAAUGUACAACCAACUGAGGGGUCUGCAGAAGAAGGCGAAGGAUCUCAGGCAGGAAGUGAGAAAUCUUAGGCGCAUGUCACAGGCACAGGCUCACACGGUGCGCGAGACUAUUAGAGACACCUUCAUAACGAUUAGGGCUAUGCUGUUAUCUGGAGGAGACGCAGCUUGGACGGCUGGAGAUACAGAGAAGAUGCGAGUGAGCCGCGAGGAAGACCUCUACAAGCAAGAGAUGAUAAGGCUGGAAAAAGAUCUCACCGAGCUCGAGAGCACCGUGGAGGAACUUCGCGGUAAUGUGAUCACUAAAAAGACGCGUGUCAAUAUGUCGGAUGUGGAGAACAUGGCUUUGAUAUUGAGUAAAUCCAGCAAAACUGUGGCCGACCUAAAAGUACGGUUCCCGAGUUUGCAAGAGGGUAUAAAGAGUCUACUAAGCUCCGAGGUAGAAAACGUGGAGCGCGAGCAGAAGUUCCUGAAGGGACAACCCGAUCGACUGGAGUCUGCGUUGAAACGUUGCAAGAAACUCACCGGCACACUCGUGACGCUCAAACGCUUGGCGUCGGUGCAAGAGCAGCGAUUACCAAACGCAGCGAGCGUAGAUGCCGAAGACACGCCGCCUAUAACACCAACGACGGCACAGCAUUCCAAGGCAGCUGCCCCUGUGCCAGCGGAACGCACUGUCGUGGGGUCAGCGAGCGUCCUCGGGGGAGGGGGCCACCCUUACGAGCCAUCCGCCGACCAUCAGCAGCGUCCGGAGAACGCACUCGACGCUCUGCUAGACGAACUGCAGACUUUCUCGCGGCCAGGCUCGCAGAUGGGCCACGUGUCGAGCAGCUUGUCGGUACACCCGGGCUCGAAUGCGCUCCUAACCGACGUCGGCCGUGCCUCCAGCCUUCGAGACUCGACGACCGUCGCGGCGACCACCGGUGGCGGUGGCGGACGCGCGCCCAGCAUCAGCGAUAUCGGUCGGAAAGGCAGCAUUGACUCUUCCAGCGGUGCCCUGAUCGCAUCCUCCGCCGUCGGCCUGAUGGGUUUGCCCGGGAUGGCGCCGGGCGGCACACUACGUCGCUUGCAUUCGUAUCCCUCGAGUUCGGACACCGACACUUCACCGCCCAUCGCCAGGCUGCAGGCGCUGUCGUUGUCGCAGGACCAGCAGGGGCAGCAACAGCCGGGUAUGCCGGUGCUACCGCAGAGCUUCCUGCCUGGUCAAAAGCCGCCGGUACCCGAACGGAACGCCGAACUGCUGCAGCUGGCGAGUGCCAGAAGGGUGCCGCCGCCACCACCGCCGCGCACCAGCUCUCGAUCGCCCCUGGCGAGUCCUACCAGCCCGCAACUGCCGCCCAGGAAUCAUCCGUGCAACCUGCAAAGCGGCAACGCGACUCUGCGCCGACCUUCGACGCGCGGCAGCGGCAACAACAAUCUCAUCGGCAAGGAAGGUAAACCGCCGAUGGCCUUACCACCGAAUGCCACGACGAUCCUGUCUACCGCGGAGCAGACUUCCGCGUCCUCAGCGUCGACCACACCGGGCGUCGUCGGGCCGCACAACUCGUCGUCCUCGCAAUCCUCCGCGGUAUUGUCGACCAGCAAUUCCAGUUCCUGCGAGAGCGUCAAUUCGCAGGAGGGACUGCAGAGCAAGCGCGGUCGGCAGGAACAGUUGGAACAACGGCAUCAGGAGCUACUCAGGAAGCAGAAAGCUCUGCAGGAACAGUACGCCAGGCUGCAGCAAUUGCAGAGGAACGCGGCCGGUCUCACCACUGUGCCACCGGCGCCGCCCGAUCUUCUGAAGAAGACCGGUUCCGAAAGCAAUCUCCUCGCGAAGAUGGGCCUUGGUCUAAGCGCGGCGAGCUCCGGAUCCCUCACGAGCCUCAGCAUCAAGCCCCAGAUCUCGCAGGAAGUCAUCGGCGACAAUGGUAACCACGUAGCCAAGAGUGAGGUCAUCAACGGGCAAGCGCCCGCCGCGACGGUCGUGACGACAGCGACGACCAACGGCCCUGGCAACAUUACCACAUCCACGACGGUAGUACCGGGCACCACGACCACCGGCUCGGCCACCACCGUCACCACCACGUCCACCACGACCACUAGCAAAGUCUACGAGACGGACAUUCUGUGACCGAGAAGCCGCUCGCUGAUCGGCUGCUCGACCGUCAAGGUCGCCACUGAAAUCGCGUUGGCGAGUUAACACGGCGGCUGACGGGAUCGCGAGGCUGCUACCACGUGAUCCUUGGUCCUCGAACGAUAGGAUAGAUCUCCCCGGUAAGAUUGUCCAUCAAACAAGACGAGUAAAAGGGGACGAAACACGGACGGACGAAGAUCGGCCGAAGAAGGUUUGACAAAAAGGAAUUGCUAGAAUUUUAAGAAGACCAAACGAUAGGAUGUGGACACGAAGAAGCGCGAACCGAAGAAGAGGAAGAACAGGAGGCGAAAGAAGAUUGCUUCCGGUAUCCUGAAUGACGAGGCCAACGUCUCUUGGAAAGCAGAGUACAGCAUAGGAAUUCAGCGCGAAAGACGCGCAUAAUAAUACCGCAUUAAUCGCUAUGAUUAAUAUAAUAUAAUUGAUUGAAAGAAAAGAAUGUGCGAGGAAAUAUGCGAGUGCUCGACGUAGCAUACGGACGGAAAAA